This is a messenger RNA of Malaya genurostris, 1660 nucleotides long. It is a transcript of the gene Fsn, whose product is annotated as F-box/SPRY domain-containing protein 1. The coding region runs from base 182 to 958 and encodes 258 amino acids. The transcript has 4 exons. Gene Ontology annotation, molecular function: protein binding. The record is from RefSeq and is a predicted model, not a curated record. Gene Ontology annotation, biological process: synapse assembly involved in innervation; proteasome-mediated ubiquitin-dependent protein catabolic process. NCBI's taxonomy places the organism in Eukaryota, Metazoa, Arthropoda, Insecta, Diptera, Culicidae. Gene Ontology annotation, cellular component: SCF ubiquitin ligase complex; synapse.
UAUUUCAUUCAGAUGUCAAAAAAGAAUUGAGAAAAAUUUCAUUGCAAAUGUUUAGUUGAAAGCCUUUUGUUUUGUGUUGAUGAAAAAGUUAAUGAUAUAGAAUAAGGAUAAAUUAUAGAAAUAAGAACCUUGGCUAGUCUGCUGCCAGAAGCUGGACCAUAUUCUGUUGCAUCUGCUAUAAAUGGAUGACGAUCUCACCGAGUACGCACCGGACAUUCCGGAUAAUGUGCUGGAGCUGAUUUUUUCAUAUCUGAAGUUGCACGAUUUGCGAAAUUGCUCAUUGGUGUGCAAAAGUUGGAAUCGAUUUCUAAAUGAUGAAAAUAAUGAAGUGUGGCGGGCGCAAUGCAUGCAGAAAUUGUCUCCGGAUGCUUUCAAAACUGAUCUUUUGUCGGUUGUACCGACAUUCAAGUCCAAAUUAAGGGCGUUCUAUCACGCCUGGAAUCCGUAUGAUUGCAGUCGGCAUGUUUACAUAAAACCGAAUGGUUUCACGUUGCACAGAAAUCCAGUUGCACAGAGUACGGAUGGUUCUCGUGGGAAAAUUGGCUUUCAACAUGGGAGGCAUGCGUGGGAGGUAAGAUGGGAAGGACCAUUGGGUACGGUGGCUGUGGUAGGCAUUGCUACUAAAGAUGCUGCUAUACAAUGUCACGGAUAUUAUGCUCUGCUGGGAGCUGACGAUCAGAGUUGGGGCUGGAAUUUAGUAGAUAAUCUUUUGCUGCACAACGGUGAUGCGCACGGGAUCUAUCCGCUUCUCAACAAUGCGCCGAAAUAUAAGGUGGGUGAGAGGAUUCGAGUAAUUCUAGAUUGCGACGAUAAUACGCUAUCGUUUGAGAAGAACUACGAGUUUUUAGGAGUAGCCUUUACAGACUUACCAGACAAGGUGUUCUAUCCGACUGUUGCUGCAGUGUAUGGUAAUACGGAAAUUUCUAUGGUUUACCUCGGCCCUCCGCUUGAUGGCUAGACAAAUUGAUUGGUCAACUAAAGAGUGGAAGAGCUACUUGCUUUUCGAUUCGGUUUGAACGUAGCGAACAGUAAAUGUUUAGCGUCCACAACGUGCCGCUAGUUUAUAUACAUCACCAUACAUCUCCGGUGCUUUCCUGCCACUGCGGAUUGGUUAACGAAAUCAGCAACUCAAAGACACAAUCGUUCUUGUACCAGGAAACUUUUUGACGUGAAGACAAGAAAAUAAUUACUAGAAUUUCUGCGACGAUUUCUGUUGUACGCUAUAGGAGUAUUAGCACUUACCAUUCCAUUUAUACAAAUGUUUGUUGUAUUCUUGAUUUUAAUUUAUUUCGGUAGUUGUAGGUAGAAUUUUGAGGCUUCUUUAUUUAUUGUUUAUUUAUUUUACCCUAAGAAAACAUACCACUUAUGUUACUAGUAAAACCAAAGAAACAUUUGCAUUUAUAGAUGAAUUUUCUCGAUUGAUGUAUUUAACCAAAGACAAGUUACUAUAUAUACACACACAUACACGAAAUACCACGAAGAUAGACACAGCAUAGUAAUAGAACACAUGAGGCAGAACAAACUAUGCUAAGGAAAUACACCGCAAAAUGAACGCAAACCCAAUCAAGAGAGUCAAUGAAAUAUAUUCGCGAAAAAAUAAGGUGGCAACGUUCCCACUGAUUAUGGGACAUGUUUGCUAGUUUGAUUUUAUUAACAAAUA